Messenger RNA from Chenopodium quinoa (quinoa), 3432 nucleotides. RefSeq names its product probable helicase CHR10. Gene Ontology annotation, molecular function: DNA helicase activity; ATP-dependent chromatin remodeler activity; ATP binding. The transcript is spliced from 17 exons. Lineage: Eukaryota; Viridiplantae; Streptophyta; Magnoliopsida; Caryophyllales; Amaranthaceae. The record is from RefSeq and is a predicted model, not a curated record. Bases 498 to 3137 code for a protein of 879 amino acids. Gene Ontology annotation, biological process: chromatin remodeling; DNA repair.
AGCCCAUCACCUAGCUAGCCAGCUAGGAUAGUACCUUUUGGUUUACUCACGAUGUUGCUUCUUAUGUACUAAUGGACAAUUUUUCCAAAACUUGAUUAAUGGUACUUUUAACUUUUUCUCAAAAAAAAAAAAAGAACAAGCCAUCUAGGAUGCUUAUAGACUACCGUUCAAGCAAAAGUAGUUGAGAACGGAUAACCUAACAUAUGUAUGUUUGAUUAGUGACCUGAAAAAAAAUUCUCGACCACCAUAACCAAAAACGAUAACAAACAAGCCUACGGUGGUUUCGGCAUGCGGGAGUAACAACUAAAAUCAGUGAAUCAGCAACUUAAAAACCUGCCACAACAGCAAACAACGUGGCAAACAUAAACACCAGCUUUUAUGACCAUCUUUCAAGUUUCAACAAGUUUCCUUUAUUCUGAAAAAAUACAACUCUCCCGCCAAACCCUCUUCCUUCAAUCUUCACUUCCAUUGACGGUUAACUUCAGAGGAGAGAGAAAAUGGCUAUGUCGUACGAACAACGCCUGAAAGCGGCGGCCAAGAUUAUAACGGCCGCCGAUGAUUCUCCGGCGCCGUUCAACUGUGAUGAAAUCGGAGUUACGGCCACCCUUAAACCUCACCAAAUUGACGGCGUCUCAUGGCUUAUUCGCCGUUAUCUUACCGGCGUCAACGUUAUUCUCGGAGAUGAGAUGGGAUUGGGUAAAACUUUACAAGCCAUCACUUUUCUGGGCUACCUGAAGUUCUGUAAAGGAUUGCCCGGGCCAUUCUUGGUCUUGUGCCCCUUAAGUGUGAUAGAUGGUUGGGUGUCAGAAAUAGAGAAAUUUGCUCCUAAGUUGAGGGUUCUCAGUUAUGUUGGUGAUAAAGAGCACAGGCGUAUGCUGAGGAGGACAAUGUAUGAACAUGUUCAAGCACAAUCUUCAUCUACUGAUAUGCCUUCAUUACAUUUCGAUGUCCUUUUGACGACAUAUGACAUUGCGCUGAUUGAUCAAGACUUCCUUUCACAAUUUCAAUGGCAUUACACUGUGAUUGACGAAGCUCAAAGGCUUAAAAAUUCUUCAAGUGUUCUGUAUGGCGUGCUCAAAGAGUGUUAUGUAAUGCCACGACGUUUGCUGAUGACAGGCACACCCAUCCAAAACAACCUUACUGAACUUUGGGCAUUGAUGCAUUUUUGUAUGCCAUCUGUUUUUGGAACAUUGGAGCAGUUUCUUCACACAUUUAAGGCUGUAGGAGAUGCUUCUGCUGGCCAUGAUGGUGCCGCGGUUAAGGAGCAGCUUAGCACUUUGAAGUGCUUGCUGGGAGCGUUUAUGCUACGCAGGACAAAAUCUAAGCUUGUUGAAUGUGGAACUCUUGUGUUGCCUCCUCUUACUGAGAUUACAGUGAUGGUACCACUAGUAGCCUUGCAGAAGAGUGUUUAUACAUCAAUUUUAAGGAAAGAGCUCCCUAGACUUCUUGCUUUGUCUUCUGCAACAUCGAAUGUCCCAUCAUUGCAGAAUGUUGUAGUCCAGCUACGAAAGGCAUGUAGUCACCCUUAUCUCUUCCCUGGUAUUGAACCUGAACCGUAUGAAGAGGGUGAACACCUUGUUCAGGCUAGUGGUAAACUUAUGAUUUUGGAUCAACUUCUUCAAAAGCUGCACGAAUCUGGACACCGUGUUCUAUUGUUUGCUCAGAUGACCCAGACCCUUGAUAUUUUACAGGAUUAUUUGGAGUUACGUCGUUACUCUUAUGAGCGCCUUGAUGGGUCAGUUCGAGCAGAAGAGCGUUUUGCUGCAAUAAGAAAUUUUAGCCAUCUAUCAACCCCUGGGAAUGCAAACUCAGUAUCCAGUGAAGUAGGUGCUUUUGUCUUUUUGAUAUCUACAAGAGCUGGUGGAGUAGGUUUGAAUCUCAUGGCUGCUGACACUGUUGUAUUUUAUGAGCAAGAUUGGAAUCCUCAAGUUGAUAAACAAGCAUUGCAGCGCGCACAUCGGAUUGGUCAGAUGAACCAUGUGCUGUCAAUAAACCUUGUUACAGGGCGUUCUAUUGAAGAGGUCAUUAUGCAGCGAGCGAGAAAGAAAUUACAACUUAGUCAUAAUGUCAUUGAUGAUGAAGCUUCAGAGCACAUGGGGAAAGAACUCUCUGGGGCAGGGCCUGGCGACCUUAAAUCUAUGAUAUAUGGGUUGCGUUUAUUUGAUCCUGAAGAGAGUAGUAAAGAAAAUUUCAGUGAGCCAACGCUGUCAGAAUUAGAUGCAUUGGCUGCUGGAGUGCUUGCCAAGCGCAAUGAGAAGAAAUUUGACGAGGAAACUGGGGAGUUUGCAUUGACUCCAAUUAGUCUAAGUGGAAAUGAUUUUGGGAUGGAAAGGGCUGAUGUUACUAUAAAUGUUGACCCUGGUCUUGAUGAAGCUUCAUAUCGUUCUUGGGUAGAAAAAUUUAAGGAGGUAUCAGAAUCGGUUGAUAGCACUCCCGUGGAGCUGGAGAGUAGGAGAGUGACAUCCGAGGAAAAACUUCAAAGGCUCGAGGCUGCGAGAAAGAAAGCAGAGGAAAAGAAGUUGGCCAAGUGGCAAACGCUUGGAUACCAAUCACUUUCUACUCCUGAUCCAAUCCUGCCUGUAGAUUCUGAUUUGAUGUCAGACCAAGGUUCUGUUAAUUUUGUCUUUGGAGAUUGUACAAAUCCAUCUGAUGUUUGUCCGUCUGAGCCGGCCGUUAUCUUCAGCUGUGUUGAUAACUCUGGAACUUGGGGCCGUGGUGGCAUGUUUAAUGCAUUGGCCAGACUCUCCAGUAAAAUUCCAGAGGCAUAUGAGCGUGCAUCUGAAUGUGGAGACCUUCAUCUUGGAGAUCUUCAUCUAAUAGAAGUAGAUGAUGCUGAAAGCGAGCGGCUCAAAGAUGGUGGGAUGCCUUGGUGGGUUGCCUUAGCUGUGGUUCAGUCGUACAAUCCCAGGCGUAAAAUUCCACGUAGCAGUAUCUCUACAAGUGAUUUGGAACUUUGCUUAUCCAAAGCAUCAUUUGCUGCUGCCCAAAAAUCUGCCUCUAUCCACAUGCCACGUGUUGGGUAUCAAGAUGGAUCAGAUCGAGCAAUUUGGUACUCUACUGAGCGUCUUCUGCGAAAAUAUUCCUCCAUAUAUGGCAUCAAGAUUUAUGUGUAUUAUUACAGGAAGCCUUCAAGAUAGUGAACUACUACAUGUCAAUCAUUUUGGUGCUGAAGACGAAAUGAGUAAAAAGUAGUCCAAGCUUUCAUUUGGUACUUCUUAGUUCUUUAUUCUUAUCCAUCUGUUGUUUACUAACUUUUUGUGCAAGACAGUCAGCUACCAUAACCCAUGAACCCCCCCCCCCUCCCCAAAAAAAAAAAAAAAAAAAAAAAAAACUUUUGCAUUUCCUCUUAGAAUGAAGUAGAGGUGAUGAUUGUGCUUUAAGACCUUUCAUUUACAGUAAAUAUUACAGUUUGUAUUCUUAAUUUGCUGCUUG